AUGUUGACCAGUGUCUGCUGCCCACCCAGGCCAGUAUGGACGAAGGAACCCUGGAGGCUGCCAUCACAGCCUACGGCGCCCAGCUGCAGCAGGUGGAGAGUGCCCUGUUGGCCGGCCUGGACCCGUCGCAGCAGGCUGACCUGCUAAAACUGAAAGAAGACAUCUCUCAGCUUAUAGAGCUCACAGAAGCUAGCCUAGUGUCAGUCAAGAAGAGCCGGCUCCUAGCCACUCUCGAAGAGGCUGACGGGUUCCAGUCGCUAGCCACAGGCACACCAGCUAACGGUGGCUUGGACAAUGUGUUCGCUGCCUUCUACUCAGAAGUGGGGGAGGUUUCCGGAAGUAGCUCAGACAUGAGAGAGAGGGGAGAGGAGGAGGAGGAUGAUGGCGAGGGAGAGGGAGAGGUAGACGUGCUAAGUGGCACCAAAGUGCGAGCACCCUACCGCACCUCUUGGGGGACUUUGGAGUACCACAAUGCAAUGGUCGUGGGGACAGAGAGUUGUGACAGGAAUGAGGCCCAGGUGAGGGUGCUGUAUGUCCAUCCCACACAGAAGUCCAUGAAGCCCUGCCCAUUCUUCCUGGAGGACAAGUGUCGCUUCGCAGACAACUGCAGGUAUAUUGUUUAUUAAGGGUGUGAACGUUUAAACGAAAUUGGGAUCCUUAACGUUGAGAAAAAUCUGAAAUCAAAUUCAAAUCGCAGUGCAGUUAUCACAAAACAUGUGAUUACUAUAGCCUAAUUAGACAGUAGGCCUGGGAAAUGUGAUGUAAUUUAAAUAAAACCGGAGAGGCAAACUUUAGGUUACUUUGGUGAAUUUGGGAGACGCGCAUAUGUCUUGGUAAUGUCUUGCACAUCACGUUUUUUUCAGCCUGCCCCCUCUCUCUCCCUCGCGCUGGCUCGCCUGGGACUUGUUUAUUAGGCCGAUUCUGUUGUAAAACAUUUCUUAAACGGAAUGAAACAGGGAGGGACCUACCUGAAUAUAAACUCUAGUUUUAGUUGCAAACCGGAACAUUAUGUUUUGCAACUGUUUGGACUAAUGAUUACACCCCUGCUCUUUCUCUUCGCAAAUGAUGCGAGUGUGUUCAGUCUUUACUCUGUUGCGUGUAGAAUAUCCUACCCUAUUCACUGAUGAUAGGCCCUGCUUUACUGAAGUUGCGAGACAUUGCAAGCCAAGAAAUUGAGAUAGAUGGGCGUAGUGCACUGUUCUGACUGUCUGCCUGUUAGCUGACUACACUGUGCCCCUCCCCUCUCUCUCCGCCCCUCCCCUCUCUCUACGUCCAUCGCUAUGAAAGAUGCGAGUGUUUGUGUUCUCGGAAGUACGGCAACUAAUCCGUUUCCUCCGUUCCAAAAAUACUCAAUCUUAGAAAUCUUGACACUUAUUUUGUAGUCUACUCUCCACCACUACGUCAUCGUCAUUAACAAUUGGAAAAAUGGCAGAAAGGCAAGCUACAUCAGCGAAGUCCUGAAUGGCAAUACUUUAAGAAGUUAAAUGAGAAGGAAAUGUUAACUUUGAGAGGUAGAAUUUAGGUACAGUAAUGAUAGGACAGGUGCAAUGCUUAACCAUCUGAAAGGGAUGCACCGUGAGACCUAAACUGUUGCUGGCUCAGCGCAGCUGCAUUGUUAAUUCACAUUAAAUUCUAUAAAUUGUUCUUAUCGUUUUAAUGGAAAACCGAUCUAUGAUCUCACACGGAUGUCUUUUUACAGGGUUGGAAGGAAAGCAGAACAUAUAUUUCCUUUGUAACUGAUGAAGUAAUAACAUACUUAUUUUGUCAGUCAAAUAAUUUUACUGAUAAAUAAUUUUACUGACUAAUUUGUCAGUCAAAUUAUACACCCUUAUUUUUCCUCAACCUCCACUUGGUUUUCCACUUCAUUUUAAUUGCCAUAAAACGUUUGAGGUGUUGAGCUUUCAUGCAGUCUUUUGCGCAUUCUUUUCAGUUAAAUUGAAACCCUUCGAUUACUCUCCCAAAUGUUAUUUUGCCUGUACUGGCUAUGAUACGCCGUCUCAGUAAGGACCCUCGUCUGACCACUGUUCUGGUGUUGUAGGUUCUCCCAUGGCGAGGUGGUGUAUGUGUCAGAGCUCAGAGAGUUCCUGGAGUCAGACCUCACUAACCUUCAAGAGGGCUCCUCCUGCUUGGCCAGGCAAGACGAUGGCAUCUGGUACUCGGGCAAAAUAACAGGUGUGUCACUGACUGUCCAUCACCUACAGCAGGGGUACUCAACUACUAUUUGAGGAGGUCCGGUCACACAUUUUCUAUGUGACAAAGGUCCGGAUGGAUAUUGUCAUUUAUCGGCGUAGGAACAAGGUAGCAUUUGGUGAACAGGUCAGGGUUCCAUAGCAGAACAGCAGAAACUGGAGCAGCAGCACGACAAGGUAUGAUACCUGAGUGACUCAACAAAAUCAAUGGGGGCCCCCUGGGGGUUGAGGCUCCGGGGCACGUAAUCUGGCCAUGAUAACCACAACAUUUACACUGAACAAAAAUAUAAACGCAAUAUGCAACAAUUUCAACGAUUUUACUGAGUUACAGUUCAUAAAAGGAAAUCAGUCAAUUGAAAUGAAUUCAUUAGGCCCUAAUCUAUGGAUUUCACAUGACUGGGAAUACAGAUAUGCAUCUGUUGGUCACAGAUACCUUUAAAAAAAGUAGGGGCGUGGAUCAGAAACCAGUGUGACCACCAUUUGCCUCGUGCAGCGCGACACAUCUCCUUCUCAUAGAGUUGAUCAGGCUGUUGAUUGUGGCCUGUGGAAUGUUGUCCCACUCCUCUUCAAUGGCUGUACGAAGUUGCUGGAUAUUGGCGGGAACUGGAACACGCUGACGUACACGUCAAUCCAGAGCAUCCCAAACGUGCUCAAUGGGUGACAUCUUUGAGUAUGUAGGCCAUGGAUGAACUGGGACAUUUUCAGCUUCCAGGAAUUGUGUACAGAUCCUUAAGACCUGGGGCCAUGCAUUAUCAUGCUGAAACAUGAGGUGAUGGCGGCGGAUGAAUGGCACGACAAUGGGCCUCAGGAUCUCAUCACGAUAUCUCUGUGCAUUCAAAUUGCUAUCGAUAAAAUGCAAUUGUUUGUUGUCCAUAGCUUAUGCCUGCCCAUACCAUAACUCCACCGCCACCAUGGGUCGCUCUGUUCCCAAUGUUGACAUCAGCAAACCGCUCGCCCACACAACGCCAUACACGCUGUCUGCCAUCUGCCUGGUACAGUUGAAACCGGGAUUAAUCCACGAAGAACACACUUCUCCAGCGUGCUAGUGGCCAUUGAAGGUGAGCAUUUGCCCACAGAAGUAGGUUACAACGCCGAACUGCAGUCAGGUCAAGACCCUGGCGAGGAUGAGCACACAGAUUACCUUCCCUGAGACGGUUUCUGACAGUUUAUGUCAAAGUUUUUAUUUGAUAAGUGGCCGAACGGAAGCCACUCCUGAGAAAAAGGCACAUGACAGCAUGACUGGAGUUUGCAAAAAGGCAAACUCGAGCAUAAGGCAAACGAUUCUGUGGUCAGAUGAGACAAAAAUGUAUGUCUUUGGCCUGAAUGCAAAGCGCUAUGUCUGUAGAAAACCAAGCACAGCUCAUCACCCAUCAAACACCAUCCCUACCGUGAAGCAUGGUGGUGGCAGCAUCAUGCUAUAAGGAUGCUUUUCAGCGGCAGGGACUGCGAGACUGGUGAGGAUAGAGGGAACAAUGAAUGGAGCCAAAUACAGGCAAAUCCUUGAUGAGCACCUGCUUCAGAGUACAAACGCCCUUAGACUGGGGUGAAGUUUUACAUUCCAACAGGAUAAUGACCACAAGCAUACAGCCAAAGCAACGCUGGUAUGGCUUCAGAACCAGAAUGUGAAAGUCCUUGAGUGGCCCAGCCAAAGCCCAGACUUGAAUCCCAUUGAACAUUUGUGGAAAGACUUGACCCAUGACUGCAUGGCCAGGCACGACUCCAACACCAUCAUUAAGUUUGCCAACGACACAACAGUGGUAGGCCUGAUCACCAACAACGAUGAGACCGCCUAUAGGUGAGGAGGUCAGAGACCAGGAUAACAACUUCUCCCUCAACGUGAUCAAGACAAAGGAGAUGAUUGUGGACUACAGGGAAAAAAGAGGACUGAGCAUGCACCCAUUCUCAUCGACAGGGCUGUAUUGGAAUGGGUUGAGAGCUUCAAGUUCCUUGGUGUCCACAUCACCAACAAACUAUUUUUGUCCAAACACACCAAGACAGUCGUGAAGAGGGCACAACAAAGCCUAUUCCCCCUCAGGAGACUGAAAAUAUUUGGCAUGGGUCCACAGAUUCUCAAAGUUCUACAGCUGCACCAUGGAGAGCAUCCUGACUAGUUGCAUCACUGCCUGGUAUGGCAACUGCUCGGCCUCCGACCGCAAGGCACUACAGAGGAUAGUGCGUACGGCCCAGUACAUCACUGGGGCCAAGCUUCCUGCCAUCCAGGACCUCUAUACCAGCCGGUGUCAGAGGAAGGCCCUAAAAAUUGUCAAAGACUCCAGCCACCCUAGUCAUAGACUGUUCUCUCUGCUACCGCACGGCAAGCGGUACCGGAGCGCCAUGUCUAGGUCCAAAAUGCUUCUUAACAGCUUCUACCCCCAAGCCAUAAGACUCCUGAACAGCUAAUCAUGGCUACCUGGACUACUUGCAUUGUCCGCCCACCCCAACCCCUCUUCUACGCUGCUGCUACUCUCUGUUUAUGAUCUAUGCAUAGUCACUUUAACUCUACCCACAUGUACAUAUUUCCUUGACUAACCUGUGCCCCCGCACAUUGACUCUGUACCGGUACCCCCUGUAUAUAACCCCCCUACUGUUAUUUUAUUUUACUGCUGCUCUUUAAUUAUUUUUAAUUUCAAUGUUUUUACUUCACACUUACUUUUCUUAAAACUGCAUUGUUGGUUAAGGGCUUGUAAGUAAGCAUUUCACUGUAAGGACUACACCUGUUGUAUUCGGUGCAUGUGACAAAUACUAUUUUAUUUUAUUUUAUUUGAAUGCUGUUCACUGCCGCUCCCCAUCCAAUUUAAGAGCUUGAGAAAAUCUGCAAGGAAGAAUGGGAGAAAAUCCCCAAAUCCAGAUGUGCAAAGCUGAUACAGACAUACCCAAAGCUGUAAUUGCAGCCAAAGGUGCUUCUACAAAGUAUUGACUCGGUGUGAAUACUUACACUAUCGUUCAAAAGUUUGGGGUCACUUAGACAUUUCCUUGUUUUCGAAAGAGAAGCAGUUUUUUUGUCCAUUAAAAUAAUAUCAAAUUGAUCAGAAAUACAGUGUAGACAUGGUUAAUGUUGUAAAUGGCUAUUGUAGCUGGAAACGGCAGAUUUUUUAUGGAAUAUCUACAUAGGCGUACAGAGGCCCAUUAUCAGCAACCAUCAGUCCUGUGUUCCAAUGGCACGUUGUGUUUGCUAAUCCAAGUUUAUCAUUUUAAAAGGCUAAUUAAUCAUUAGAAAACCAUUUUGCAAUUAUGUUAGCACAGCUGAAAACUGUUGUGCUGAUUUAAAGAAGCAAUAAAACUGGCCUUCUUGAGACUAGUUAAGUAUCUGGAGCAUCAGCAAUUGUGGGUUCGAUUACAGAAUCAUAAUGGCCAGAAACAAAGAACUUUCUUCUGAAACUCGUCAGUCUAUUCUUGUUCUGAGAAAUGAAGGCUAUUCCAUGUGAGAAAUUGCCAAGAAACUGAAGAUCUCGUACAACGCUGUGUACUACUCCCUUCACAGAACAGCGCAAACUGGCUCAAAACCAGUAUAGAAAGAGUGGGAGGCCCCGGUGCACAACUGAGCAAGAGGACAAAUACAUUAAAGUGUCUAGUUUGAGAAACAGACGCCUCACAGGUCCUCAACUGGCAUCUUCAUUAAAUAGUACCCACAAAACACCAGUCUCAACGUCAACAAUGAAGAGGCGACUCUGGGAUGCUGACCUUCUAGGCAGUGUUGCAAAGAAAAAGCCAUAUCUAAGACUGGCCAAUAAAAAUAAAAGAUUAAGAUGGGCAAAAGAACACAGAUACUGGACAGAGGAAGAUUGGAAAAAAGUGUUAUGGACAGAUGAAUCCAAGUUUGAGGUGUUCGGAUCACAAAGAAGAACAUUUGUGAGACGCAGACCAAAUGAAAAGAUGCUGGAGGAGUUCUUGAUGCCAUCUGUCAAGCAUGGUGAAGGUAAUGUGAUGGUCAGGGGGUGCUUUGGUGGUGGUAAAGUGGGAGAUUUGUACAGGGUAAAAGGGAUCUUGAAGAAGGAAGGCUAUCACUCCAUUUUGCAACGCCAUGCCAUACCCUGUGGACGGCGCUUGAUUGUAGCCAAUUUCCUCCUACAACAGGACAAUGACCCAAAGCACAGCUCCAAACUAUGCAAGAACUAUUUAGGGAAUAAGCAGUCAGCUGGUAUUCUGUCUAUAAUGGAGUGGCCAGCACAGUCACCGGAUCUCAACCCUAUUGAGCUGUUGUGGGAGCAGCUUGACCCUAUGGUACGUAAGAAGCCAAUCCAACUUGUGAGAGGUGCUUCAGGAAGCAUGGGGUGAAAUCUCUUCAGAUUACCUCAACAAAUUGACAACUAGAAUGCCAAAGGUCUGCAAGGCUGUAAUUGCUGCAAAUGGAGGAUUCUUUGAUGAAAGCAAAGUUUGAAGGACACUAUUAUUAUUUCUAUUAAAAAUUAGUAUUUCUAAUCUUGUCAAUGACUACAUUUCCUAUGCAUUUUGCUACAUUUCCUAUUCAAACUCAUUUCAUGUAUGUUUUCAUGGAAAACAAGGAAAAUUCUAAGUGACCCCAAACUUUUGAACGGUAGUGUAUAUAAAUGAGAUAUUUCUGUAUUUCAUUUUGAAUAAAUUUGCUAACAUAAAAAAAAAAAACGUUUUUGUUUUCACUUUGUCAUCAUGGGGUAUUGUGUGUAGAUGGGUGAGAAAUCAAUUGAAUCCAUUUUGAAUUCAGGCUGUAACACAACAUGUGGAAUAAGUCUAGGAGUAUGAGUACUUUCUGAAGGCGCUGUAUAUUAUUAUUUUUUAAGUCAUGCCCAGCGAUACAUAUUGACCCUGUUCUGGGUCCGCCUGUUGAGUAUGGCUGACCUACCAUAACAGCAUAACAAGCAUUGCCGUUCUCAAACCCAUUAAAUCUCACCCAAUUUACCCACUACUAGAGAUGUAGCCUAUUGAGUCCCGAAUUGGUUAGAUCAUGUUGGGUGUCAUGUCAAUGUUUUGUAGUAGACAAGAUUAACAUCUGAUCAGCUCAGAUUACUGUGUUCCACUAACCAAGGUGAUUGAAAUGCUCUCCUCUGUCUGAGUAGACAUCGACAGUGAUUUCUACACGGUGAAGUUCGACUCGGCCUUGCUGAAGAACGUCAUGGUGGAGGCUGACGGGGUCAUCCCACCGUUGAGAGAAGAUGACCUGCCCUCCUGCUCUGACUCGGAGGACGAUGACAAUGGAGAUGGCGAAGCAGCGUUCGCCAGAGGUAGGUACCUCUUUCAACAAUGUGUAGACCAUAUACACUGAACAAAAAUAUAAACGCAACAUGCAACAAUUUCAAAGAUUUUACUGAGUUACAGUUCAUAUAAGGAAAUUGAAAUAAAUUAUUUGGGCCCUAGUCUAUGGAUUUCACAUGACUGGGAAUAGGGAUAUGCAUCUGUUGGUCACAGAUACCUUUUAAAAAAAAAAAAGUAGGGGCGUGGAUCAGAUAACCAGUCAGUAUCUGGUGUGACCACCAUUUGCCUCAUGCAGCGUGACACAUGUCCUUCGCAUAGAGUUGAUCAGGCUGUUGAUUGUGGAAUGUUGUCCCACUCCUAUUCAAUGGCUGUGCGAAGUUACUGGAUAUUGGCGGGAUCAGAGCAUCCCAAACACGGUCAAUGGGUGUCAUGUCUGAUGAGAAUGCAGGCCACGAAAGAACUGGGACAUUGAGCUUCCCUGAGACGGUUUCUGACAGUGUGCAGAAAUGUUUAGGUUGUGCAAACCCACAGUUUCAUCAGCUGUCCAGGUGAAUGGUCUCAGAUGAUCCCUCAGUUGAAGAAGCCAGAUGUGGAGGUCCUUGUCCGGCGUGGUUACACUUGGUCUGCAUUUGUUACUAAUGGAGCUGGAGGGGGUGGCUGCCGUUUUACGGGCUCCUAACCACUCCUGCUAUUCUGUGUUUUUUAUACAUCAUGUUUCUGCCACUGUCUCUAUGACUGGAAAGAGCUUCUGGACAUCAGAACAGUGAUUACUCACCUCGGACUGGACAAAGAUUUUUUCUUUAACGAAUCAGAGGCAAACGAUUUAUGGCUCCUCCCGGACCAGGCCCAAAUCCCCAUCAUUCGCAUGAAGAGGAGACGCCGAUACAGGGGGGCGCAGAUCGGGGUGCUUGGUGAGAAUUCGUCAGCGAGUGGAUAAUCUACCUUUACAAUCCAUGCUACUGACGAACGUGCAGUCACUGUAGAGUAAACUGGGUGAGCUCAGUUUGAGACUAUCCUACCAACAGGACAUUAAAAACUGUAAUAUCUUAUGUUUCACCGAGUCGUGGCUGAACGAGGACUUGGAUAGUAUACAGUUGGCUGGGUUUUCCGUGCAUCGGCAAGACAGAACAGCAACCUCUGGUAAGACGAGGGGUGGUGGUCUGUGUCUAUUUGUCAACAACAGCUGGUGUGCAAUCUAAUAUUAAGGAAGUCUCUAGGUUUUUCUCGCCUGUGGUGGAGUACCUGAUGAUAAGCUGUAGACCACACUAUUUACCAAGAGAGUUUUCAUCGUAGCUGUCUAUUUACCACCACAAACCGAUGCAGGCUCUAAGACCUCACUCAACGAGCUGUUUUAAGACCAUAAGCAAACAAGAGAAUGCUCACCCAGAAGCGGCGCUCCUAAUGGCAGGGGACUUUAAUGCAGGAAAACUUUAAUCCAUUUUACCUCAUUUCUACCAGCAUGUCACGUGCAAACAGAGGGGGGGGGGGGGGAAACUCUAUACCACCUUUACUCCACACACAGAGACGCGUACAAAGCUUUCCCUCGCCCUCCAUUUGGCAAAUCUGACCAUAAUUAUAUCCUCCUGAAUCCUGCUUACAAGCAAAAACGUGGUCUGAUGCUCAGUUACAGUGCUGUUUUGCUAGCACAGACUGGAAUAUUUUCCGGGAUUCAUCCGAUGGCAUUGAGGAGUAUACCACAUCAGUCAAUAAGUGCAUCGAUGACGUCGUCCCCACAGUGACCGUACGUACAUACUGUAUCCCAACCAGAAGCCAUGGUUUACAGGCAAGAUCCGCACUGAGCUAAAGGCUAGAGCUGCCGCUUUCAAGGAGCGGGACACUAAUCCGGACGCUUAUAAGAAAUCCCGCUACGCCCUCCGACGAACCAUCAAACAGGCAAAGCAUCAAUACAGGACUAAAAUUGAAUCAUACUACACCGGCUCUGACACUUGUCGGAUGUGGCAGGGCUUGCAAAGGGAAACCCAGCCGGAGCUCCCCAGUGACUCAAGCCUACCAGACGAGCUAAAUGCCUUCUAUGCUCGUUUCGGCGUAAGCAACACUGAACCAUGCAUGAGAGCACCAGCUGUUCCGGACAGCUGUGUGAUCAUGCUCUCCGUAGCCGAUGUGAGUAAGACCUUUAAACAAGUUAAUAUUCACAAGACAGAUUACCAGGACGCGUACUCAGAGCAUCCGCUGACCAACUGGCAAGUGUCUUUACUGACAUUUUCAACUUCUCCCUGUAGGUAUCGCCCUGUAAUACCUACAUGUUUCAAACAGACCACAAUAGUCCCUGUGCCGAAGAACGCCAAGAUAACCUGCCUAAAUGACUACCGCCCUGUAGCGCUCACGUCUGUAGCGCUCACGUCUGUAGCCAUGAAGUGCUUUGGAAGGCUGGUCAUGGCUCACAUCAACACCAUCAUCCCAGAAACCCUAGACCCACUACAAUUCGCAUACCGCCCCAACAGGUCCACAGAUGAUGCAAUCUCUAUUGCACUCCACACUGCCCUUUCCCGCCUGGACAAAUGGAACACCUACAUGAGAAUACUGUUCGUUGACUACAGCUCAGCGCUCAACACCCUAGUGCCCUCAACACACAUCACUAAGCUAAGGACCCUGGGACUAAACAUCUCCCUCUGCAACUGGAUCCUGGACUUCCUUACCCCCAGGUGGUAAGGGUAGGCAAUAACACAUCUUCCACCGUGAUCCUCAACACGGGUUCCCCUCAGGGGUGCGUGCUUAGUCCACUCCUAUACUCCCUGUUCACCCACGACUGUGUGGCCAUGCACAACUCCAACACCAUUAAGUUUGCCGACGACACAACGGUUGUAGGCCUGAGAAGGUCUGAUCACCAACAAAGAUGAGACAGCCUACAGGCAACAGGUUAGAGACCUGGCAGUGUGGUGCCAGGACAACAACCUCUCCCUCAACGUGAGCAAGACAAAAGAGCUGAUAGUGGACUACAGGAAAAGGGGGGCCGAGCAGCGGGUCGAGAGCUUCAAGUUCCUUGGCGUCCACAUCACUAACAAACUAUCAUGGUCCAAACACACCGACAGUCGUGAAGAGGGCACGACAACGCCUAUUCCCCCUCAGGAGACUGAAAAGAUUUGACAUGGGUCCUCAGUUCCUCAAAAAGUUAUACAGCUGCACCAUCGAGAGCAUCCUCACUGGUUGCAUCACCGCUCGGUAUGGCAACUGCUCGGCAUCCGACUGCAAGGCGCUACAGAGGGUAGUGCGUACGGCAUAAGGUUUUGGUGUGUAAGGAACAUUUCUGGGAUCUUUUAUUUCAGCUCAUGAAACAUGAGACCAACACUUUACAUGUUGCGUUUUAUAUUUUUGUUCAGUAUAAAUAGAUUCCAGAUUAUAUUUCUAUGGUGUAGACCCAGCUUUAUGUCUGAGGGUUUCCAUGUAAUGUUAUGCAGCCACAUUAAAGACAUUGUGUUAUGGGCGAUUCUACCCCAGCAUGGCCAGACAUUAUUUUGGGUAUAACAGAUUGUUUUGGCAAAAACUAUGUUGGGAGGAAGGUUGUUUUAACACAUUUUUACAUUUGUCAAAUCAAACAUUUUUUGAAAAUCAUGAUGAAAGUGUCCAUUUUAGGCCCUUUUGAGAGCUAUGCAUGCCCCCCUCUCAUUAUACUCCAAGGUGUUUCUAUCAUGUACGGUUCACGGAUCAUAAAAAUGGCCUAAAAUGGCCACUUUCAUCAUGAUUUUCAAAAAAUUGUUUGAUUUAAAAUGUCAAAAGCAUAUUAAACAUCCUUCCUCUCAAUUCAGUUUCUCUAAGAAACAAUCUGAGAUACCAAUAUUUUGGGGCAUGCUGACAUGGAAUCACCCUUAUGUAGAAAUAGAGGAUGUUAUUGAUUGAUUCAAUUGGGAAGUAAAUUACAAAUGUUUUUCCUUUCGCUCUAACCACAAACAUUAAUGGAUAACAUGAAACCUACUUGCACAGUAACUUGGCAGAACGUUUCUUUGUACAGAUGCCCUGCAUGUAGCUAAAGUAUUUAGUUUGUCUUCUCAUUGACCCGUCAGUUUUGACCCAAGAGGAGGAUUGGGCACCGUCGAGAAGUUCUUCUGCCUUUGGUGGCUGGGAGGCACACACACGAGGCAUAGGCUCCAAACUCAUGCUCAAAAUGGGAUAUGAAUAUGGGAAAGGUAAGCAUAAGUGAUUAUCAGUCAACAAUCAUGGAGACAAUGCAGGUAAGUUGUAUGCAGUAAUACUGUAAAACACAAUGUAAUGAAAAAUUUUGGUCUACUCUAAAAUCAAAUGCAUAUUGCCUUGUGGUACAUAUUUGCUGUUGAAUAAAAUGGUAAAUUAAAAUGGUAGUUCACAAUCAAGGAUUAGUGAAACACUCACUCACUGGCUGGCACAUAGGUGCAGCAACAGUCUCCACUUCUGUCAGUCUCGGGCCAUCUUCUUCACCGUGCCCCAGCUCUGCUGAUGUUGUUGGAGCUCAGUCUUGAUUGUUCUCUGCAAUGUUGUCUUGGGCCUCCCCCUUUUACGUCUGCCCUUAGAUUUGUGAAGUUUGUGGAUUAGUAAAAGCAAUGUCCCAUAAAACUUGUACACUAAGUUUAAAGCAAUUUAACUGUGGUCAUUUCAUAGUAGAUGCAUCUGUGCCCAACAGGUCUGGGUAAAACGUCAGAGGGUCGGGUGGAGCCAGUGCUGGCGGUGGUCCUGCCCAAAGGUAAAUCUCUGGACCAGUGUGCUGAGCUCACUGGGAGGAAGACACAGAGCAAAGUGGCCAAAGGCAAAGAUGGGGAGCAGGUGAGCCGCAAUAAGAGAAAAAGAAAAGCUCGAGCAGGCAACACUGGUGGGUGCCACAACGUCUUUGACUUCCUGAACCGCAAGCUGGGGAAUGGGGACGCCAACCCUGAGGCAGGAGGCACUGGUGGCCCCCCUCCCCCACAUACUCCAUCAUCUCAAGGGGCCGGAGUGGAGGCUUACAAGGGGGGGAAGAGCACCAAGAGAAACCUGAACGUGAAGCUGUUCCAGGCGGCGGAGAGGGUGGCCCAGACGGAGAGGGAGAUCCAGAAAAUCACAGAGUCCCUGAGCCGACGGACUGGGAGGUAAGGAAAGGAGGGACCCUGGGAACUCACCUCGCCUCUCACAUCAUAAGAUGGAUGCCCAACAGCCAUACAGGAGCAUUUCACCGGGCAUCAGAUGUGAAUGGCAGUAUAGUUGUUAAACAAUGUCGUCUAAACUCAUGUCAAUGAUAGUUUGAUCUUUGCUGGCUAGAGAUGGGUAUAGGAUUUGCAGCAAAUCACAAAUAUAGUAAGUCCCUAUUCUCCCAAUGCAGCCUCUCCCUCUCUUAGACCUCUAUUGAAUCUCCUCCAGUUUUCUUCUGUAGCAACUCUGCUUCUGUAGAUGUACCUCUAUAGUGUAAGUCUCUGUAAAGCAACUCCUCCCCAUGUCUAAGUAGUUCUUAUUAAACCCCACUGUUCCCUCUGUGUCCCCACAGGGAUUCUUCCAUGGUGACUCACCUGGAAGAGAAGCUGUCUGCAGCCCGCAGCCUGCUGGUCCAGCAGAAGGCCCAGGAGCUCUCAGCCCAGAGGGAAAACAGGAAGGCUGACACUCACAAGAAAAUGACAGAGUUUUGACCACACGGUCCUCCAGUGGUCAGAACGCACAAACAAUUUUAGUCACCUGAGAGAGGUGCCUGUUAAGCUUAUUUAAUCCAUUUGACUCAAAAGACUUUGGCUGUUUUAAGGCCUCUGGUUGUUGGGCUUUACCUUUUUUUUUUUGUAGU
Coregonus sp. 'balchen' is the source of this 13092-nucleotide messenger RNA. The record is from the annotation of a GenBank genome assembly. NCBI's taxonomy places the organism in Eukaryota, Metazoa, Chordata, Actinopteri, Salmoniformes, Salmonidae.